AUGCCGACAUCGUACCUGGUAGCAGGAGCCUCUCGGGGCAUCGGCUUGGAAUUCGUUCGACAGUUGGCGCAGCAGGAUGAAAAUGUCGUGUAUGGCACUGUGCGCAAUCUGCAAAAGGCGGCCAGCUUGACGGGGCAGCAGGAGCUCAAAAGGGCAAAGUGGUUGCAGCUGGACACCAACGAGCAGAGUCAAGUGGACCAGGCGGCCAAGCAAGUGGAUGAGCUGGUGCGUUGCCUUGUCUUGCCUUGCCUUGCCUUGCCUUGCCUUGCCUUGCGUUUCGAUUCGAUUCGUUCGCGCGCCCACGCUCACGCUCACGCUCUGCGCAUCCACAUGCAGGACGUUCUGAUCGUCAAUGCGGCCAUCGGUGGGGAAGAUUUGGAUCUGAUGGACACGCAACCAUCGCUGCUCUCGCAGUAUCUCGAGAACAACGUCGUAGGCCCUCAUCGCAUCAUUCUCGCCUUUCUAGAUGCGCUGCAAAGGGGAAAGCAAAAGAAGAUUAUCCUCAUCAGCUCUCGCAGCGGUAGUCUGGACAUUCAAGCCAACUUGCAGCAAAAGCAUGGAAGCGCAGGUCCGUACGUGAGUUGAGUCAAGAGUUUUGAGUGUUGGCGCGUCACGUGAUUUCUCCCCGCGAUUUCAAAUCAAAAUUCAAUUCCUCCUUCCGCUCAUUUCCUCACACCCCCCGCCCUCCCCGCGCUCGGCAGUCGGUGACCAAAGCGGCCAUCAACAUGUCUGCCAUCCAGCUGGCGCGCGAACUCAAACCCCAAGGCUUCAUCGUCAACCCGCUCUCUCCCGGUUGGGUGAGCACGGAUAUGGGCAACAAGAUUGUCAACGAUAAGGCCAUGCCCGUAGAGCAGAGCGUCGGUGGCAUGCUCAACGUCAUUCGAUCCCUCACCUUGGAAAACAGCGCCACCUUUUACCACUACGACGGCAGCGUUGUCCCUUGGUGA
This is a messenger RNA of Ceraceosorus bombacis, 947 nucleotides long. Lineage: Eukaryota; Fungi; Basidiomycota; Exobasidiomycetes; Ceraceosorales; Ceraceosoraceae. The record is from the annotation of a GenBank genome assembly.